Anas platyrhynchos (mallard) is the source of this 4382-nucleotide messenger RNA. It is a transcript of the gene ACE, whose product is annotated as angiotensin I converting enzyme. NCBI's taxonomy places the organism in Eukaryota, Metazoa, Chordata, Aves, Anseriformes, Anatidae. The record is from RefSeq and is a predicted model, not a curated record. Gene Ontology annotation, biological process: proteolysis. Gene Ontology annotation, cellular component: plasma membrane. Gene Ontology annotation, molecular function: peptidyl-dipeptidase activity; metallopeptidase activity.
GGCUUAUAAGCAGCCGGCCGCGGAGGGAAGCUCCCUCGCGAGGCUCCGAGCGCAGCUCCCACCGCGAUGCCCGUGGCGCUGGGGCUGCUGCUGCUGGUGCUGAGCCCGGUGGGUGCCCUGGAGCCGGGGCUUGAGCCCCCCGAUUACGAUGCCACCGAGGCGGGGGCUGCCCUCUUCGCCGAUGCCUACAACAGAACGGCCGAGAUCGUCCUCUUCAAGAGCGUCUCGGCCAGCUGGGAUUAUUACACCAACCUGACGGCCACCAACGGUGCCCUGCAGGUCGAGGCAUCGCUGGAGGAGCAAAACUUCACAGAGGCAUGGGGCAAGAAAGCCAAGGAGCUCUACGGCAACAUCUGGAACAACUUCAGUGACACCCAGCUGAAGAAAAUCAUCGGCUCCAUCCAGACCCUGGGGCCCUCCAACCUGCCCCUGGACAAGCGACAGCAGUACAACACCAUCCUGAGCGACAUGGACAAAAUCUACUCCACGGCCAAGGUGUGCCCGACCAACGAUACCUGCUGGGAGCUGGAGCCAGACCUCUCGGACAUCAUGGCCACGUCCCGCAGCUACAAGAAGCUCCUGUACGCCUGGGAGGGCUGGCACAACGCCGCAGGAAACCCACUGCGUGCCAAGUACGAGGAGUUCGUGCAGCUGAGCAACGAGGCGUACCGGAUGGACGGCUUCGAGGACACGGGCAGCUACUGGCGCUCCUGGUACGACUCAGCCUCCUUCGAGGAUGACCUGGAGCAUCUCUACAACCAGCUGGAGCCGCUCUACCUCAACCUGCAUGCCUUUGUCCGGAGGAAACUGUACGACCGCUACGGCCCCAAAUACGUCAACCUGAAGGGUCCCAUCCCUGCCCACCUCCUGGGCAACAUGUGGGCUCAGCAGUGGAACAACAUCUACGACCUGAUGGUCCCCUACCCUGAGAAGCCCAACCUCGAUGUGACGAGCACCAUGGUGGAACAGGGCUGGAACGCCACCCACAUGUUCCGGGUCUCGGAGAAGUUCUUCACCUCCCUGGGGCUGCUGGAGAUGCCCCCUGAGUUUUGGGACAAGUCCAUGCUGGAGAAGCCGACGGACGGGCGGGAGGUGGUGUGUCACGCCUCGGCCUGGGAUUUCUACAACCGCAAGGACUUCAGGAUCAAGCAGUGCACAACGGUGACUAUGGAGCAGCUGUUCACCGUGCACCACGAGAUGGGCCACGUGCAGUACUACCUGCAGUACAAGGACCAGCCCGUCUCCUUCCGCAGCGGGGCCAACCCCGGCUUCCACGAGGCCAUCGGAGAUGUCAUGUCCCUGUCCGUCUCCACCCCCAGCCACCUCAAGGAAAUUGGGCUCCUCAGCAGCGCCACCGAGGACGCGGAGAGCAGCAUCAACUACCUGUUGAAGAUGGCCUUGGAGAAGAUCGCCUUCCUGCCCUUUGGCUACCUCAUCGACCAGUGGCGCUGGAACGUGUUCAAUGGCCACACGCCCCCCAGUCGUUACAACUACGACUGGUGGUAUCUGAGAACUAAAUACCAGGGUAUUUGUGCUCCGAUUUCGAGGAACGAAAGCAACUUCGACCCUGGGGCAAAGUACCACAUCCCUGGGAACACCCCUUACAUCAGGUACUUUGUGAGCUUCAUCCUCCAGUUCCAGUUUCACAAGGCGCUGUGCCAGGCGGCCAACCACACUGGUCCCCUACACACCUGUGACAUCUACAAGUCCACAGAGGCUGGAGCCAAACUCAGGGAGGUGCUGGAAGCUGGGUCUUCCAAGUCAUGGCAGGAAAUCCUGUUCAACCUCACUGGCACGGAUAAGAUGGACGCUGGGGCCCUCCUGGAGUACUUCAGCCCUGUCACCACCUGGCUGGAGGAGCAGAACAGCAAGACCAAUGAGGUGCUGGGCUGGCCAGAGUUCGACUGGCGUCCCCCUGUCCCUGAAGGCUACCCCAAAGGCAUUGACAAAAUAGCAGACGAGGCACAAGCUAAAGAGUUCUUGGCCGAGUACAACAGGACGGCCGAGGAGGUGUGGAACGCCUACACUGAGGCGUCCUGGACCUACAACACCAACAUCACCGACUACAACAAGGAGAUCAUGCUGGAUAAGAACUUGGCCAUGUCCAAGCACACCCUUGAGUACGGGAUGAGAGCCAGGCAGUUCGACGCCUCCGACUUCCAGGACCAAACUGUCACACGCAUCCUCAAGAAGCUGAGCGUCAUCGAGAGGGCAGCCCUGCCUGAGGAUGAGCUGAAGGAGUACAACACCCUUCUCUCAGAUAUGGAGACCACAUACAGCGUAGCCAAGGUCUGCAGGGAGAACAAAACCUGUCACCCCUUGGAUCCUGACCUCACGGACAUCCUGGCCAAGUCACAGGACUAUGAUGAGCUCCUCUUUGUCUGGAAGGGCUGGCGGGAUGCUUCUGGGAAGAAAAUGAGGAACAACUACAAGCGAUACGUGGAACUGAGCAACAAGGCAGCUGUGCUCAACGGCUACACAGACAACGGGGCUUACUGGAGAUCCCUGUAUGAGACAUCCACCUUCGAGGAAGAUCUGGAGAAGUUGUACCUGCAGCUGCAGCCCCUGUACCUCAACCUGCAUGCCUAUGUACGCCGGGCCCUAUACAAAAAGUAUGGAGCUGAGCACAUAAACCUGAAGGGUCCCAUCCCUGCUCACCUGCUAGGCAACAUGUGGGCCCAGUCAUGGUCCAACAUUUUCAACCUGGUGGUGCCCUACCCAGAUGCCACCAAGGUGGAUGCCACCCCAGCCAUGAAGGAACAGGGCUGGACACCCAAAAUGAUGUUUGAAGAGUCGGACCGUUUCUUUACCUCCCUGGGCCUCAUCCCCAUGCCGCAGGAGUUCUGGGACAAAUCCAUGAUCGAGAAGCCGACGGACGGGCGGGAGGUGGUGUGUCACGCCUCAGCAUGGGACUUCUACAACCGCAAGGACUUCAGGAUCAAGCAGUGCACUGUGGUGAACAUGGAUGACCUGAUCACGGUGCACCACGAGAUGGGCCACGUCCAGUACUUCCUGCAGUACAUGAACCAGCCCAUCUCAUUCCGCGAUGGAGCCAACCCUGGCUUCCACGAGGCUAUUGGGGACGUUAUGGCCUUGUCCGUCUCCACCCCCAAACAUCUGCACAGCAUCAAGCUGCUGGACCAAGUCACAGAAAACGAAGAAAGUGACAUUAACUACCUGAUGAGCGUCGCCCUGGACAAAAUCGCCUUCCUGCCCUUCGGGUACCUCAUGGACCAGUGGCGCUGGAAGGUGUUUGAUGGGCGCAUCAAGGAGGACGAGUACAACCAGCAGUGGUGGAACCUCAGGCUGAAGUACCAGGGCUUGUGCCCACCAACACCAAGGUCUGAAGAUGACUUUGACCCUGGAGCAAAGUUUCACAUCCCUGCCAAUGUCCCCUACAUCAGGUACUUUGUCAGCUUCGUGAUCCAGUUCCAGUUCCACCAGGCUCUCUGUGACGCAGCUGGGCACACGGGGCCCCUGCACAAGUGUGACAUCUACCAGUCCAAGGAGGCCGGGAAUCUCUUGGGGGAGGCCAUGAAGCUGGGUUUCAGCAAGCCGUGGCCUGAAGCCAUGCAGCUCAUCACGGGGCAGCCCAACAUGUCAGCAGAGGCCCUGAUGAGCUACUUCCAGCCCCUCAUGACAUGGCUGGUGAAGGAGAACGAGAAGAACGGGGAGGUCCUGGGCUGGCCCGAAUACGACUGGACUCCUUACAAGGCCGCUCAAAGCCAAGCUGGCUCCUCCGACCGAACCGAUUUCCUGGGCAUGUCCCUGAACAGCAAACAAGCCUCAGCAGGUGGCUGGGUCCUGCUCGCCCUGGCACUCGUCUUCGUGAUCACCACCAUCUUCCUGGGCGUCAAGUUGUCCUCGGCAAGGAGAAAGGCCUUCAAAUCCAGCUCAGAAAUGGAACUAAAAUAAGGCGGACACCGAUGGGGGAGCACAGACAGGGUACGAGCGCAGGCACUCGGGCAGGCUGGUGGCAAUGCUGCGGGCACGUUCGCCCACGAAGCCAUGGGUUUCCACAGCCCAGGACUCCUCUCUCCAAUCAGGUUGGACUUUUUUUUUUCCACUAUGCAAGAGCCAAAGCAGAAAAGACCUAUUUAUUUGUCAGCGUCUGCAUAAGGGGGAGAGAAAUUCAGGCACCGGCAGGCACGGAGCCAUCACGGGCUGCCCCCAUGCCUGGGGGGCGCAGGUCCAGCCCAGGCACUCACCAUCUAUCUCUGACCCCUAUGCCAGGGUGGCCAAAGCCAUGGGGGCUUCAAGUGACAGAGGGCAGGCUUGGGAAGGACAGAGCACGUUUGUGUUCUCUGUCCAUCCCUGGUUUGCCCACUGCUGGGCUGUUCGCUUGCAUGGAUGAAAAAUAAACCCAUGUCUUGUUACCCCCA